CUAGCCACAAUUUGAACAUAUAGUAAACAGCAUCCCCAUAGAAUUCAAUGUCAAAACGCUUCAACUGAAGUUGGUUUGAAGUAAUAAAGGUUAAACCGGCUUGCCAUAGUGACACUUUAAACUGCUGUGUCGUUUCGCGUUUGAUGAAUCCUGUAUUGCCAUCUUCACCUGCAUAAGGGAAGACAAGAACUCAAAACUUGACGUUUAGAAGUAUGACUGUUUUGUGCUAUUGCUUCUCUAAAAACAGUCGUCAGGACUUCACAUAAAAAGCCUCUAUCCUCACAGGAAUGUAGUUUGGAGGGCGGAGACUCGCAACAUUACAUUCUGCAUCCAGAAACGGUGAAAUAUGGACACUGCCAUGAGAACAGCCGUGAUCAUUCGAGAUCGUUCAGCACUCUUCCCAACAGGAUCCGAGCACAGCGCGACGGCAGGAAUGGGGCUGGAGAUGACGGAGAGGUGGAUGUAGUGUUUGUGCUCGGGAUCUGUAGGUCAUACUCACGGCUGGAGUUUAUGGUGAUCGUUUUGUAACGAGGGUUGUUCUUUGUUGAGACACUGUUUUCUGCCUGGCUGUUUUCAGAGGACCAGGGGACCGCGAACCAGCUCUUAUAUCUGGGCGGGACGCGGAGAUAAGAGUUCAGCAUGAGGAAUAACGAGGAGACUGAGGGCUUUGAUGGCGAGGCCUCCAACACCUCGAUGAUUUCAGGAGCCAAUAGUCCGUAUCAGCCGACCACCGAGCCCGUGCACUCCAGAAACGUGUUCAGGGCCAUUAGGUGUGACCUGGACUAUAUCAAAUCACAUUUCGGUGUUUUAAAAGUUAUCGAAGUGGUCCUUGCUCUCAUUUCUUUCAUCUUCAUUGAGACCAUAAUGAUGUGCUCGCCCUGUGCCGGCGUCUACCUCUUUGAGUUUGUCAGCUGCAGUGCCUUCGUUGUCACAGGUGUCUUGCUCCUCAUCUUCAGCCUGAACCUGCACACCAAAGUGCUCCAUAUCAACUGGAGUCUAACAGAUCUGAUCAACACUGCCACCAGCACCUUGUUCUUCUUUCUGGCUUCAGUGGUUUUGGCAGCUCUCAACCAUAAAACUGGAGCAGAGAUCGCAGCUGUGAUUUUCGGGUUCCUAGUGAUGGGUGUGUACGGUCUGAACACAUUUUUGGCAGUACGGAGAUGGCGUCUCGGGGACUCGCGAGAUGGACCCCUGCAGACCAGCGAGUACAUCCGUGCCCGCACAGCCUCACGGGGAGAGGUGGAGUCACGGCCUGAGCUACAGUAAAGCACACAGGCAGACCAAUGAAGACUGAGACAAGCAAAGCCUGUCUGCAUUCCUGGCACAGUGUGCUCUUUCAUAUCCUCGUGAUGGGAGCCUGACGAGCGGCAGUCAGGAAGAGCGCUUACAAACAAACAAUUGCGUGAACAGUCUAAAAUGGAACAAACCUCUGGCAUCUUCAUCAGUCUCAGGCCAGCAUCUUUUGACUUUAUACUUAAAUACUGUAUAUUUAUGUUAAUUAAGGGCUUUACCUUAUAAUGAUCUGGAUAAUUAUUGCCUGAAACUCACUCCACUGUGCUCCUAAACUCCCAGCGGGGAAAGGUUUUAAUAAUGCCUGCAAUAAAACCCGCUUCUAUUUAGCUCUGCAUUCUAUUUAGAAUGCAACUAUGCCUUAAAUGUCUUAUCGAGGAUUAAAAAUAACUAUACAGAAUGGAAUAAUGGAAAUGAAUGGUUGCUAAAUAGACUGAUCUAAGUGAUCUUUCUGACUGAAAUGUAAUGGGAAUUUGUAGGAAUGUUUGAGCAAAAACAAUUUAAAAAAAAAAUAAUUCUCUGCCAUUGUGUUCCUGUAUCAAACACAUCUAGUAAACUGCCGUUGCAUUGGGCUGUUUUUCUGUAGAGAUGAAGUGACUAGAUGAUAGGAGCACCAGUAUUUAUUUUAAUGUUAAUUAUUUUUUGUAAUACCACAGCUUUGGUUGCUACAUUGUAUCAAAUGUGGAAUUUCACCUUGUGAAUGUGUCCCUGCAUUGCAACAGACAGUUACAGCUUUCAGAUUGUCUGUGUGGGUGAAGGGAGGUGUGAGUUUAUGAAACUUUUUAGUCUAAUCUUUAGAUGAUACAAAUGUUUAGUUACUAAAUCGUGUGUGCAUAGUCUGUUGGUCAUUUUUGUUGGUCAUUAUUUUCUCUACUCCACUGUGUACUCCAAGUUAUCUGUAUAUGUCGAUUUAAGCAAGGGUAGAGUUUUUGAAGAAGGUGUAUAUAUUACGUAUAUGUGUGUGACAUUUUACAUUUCUGAAGGUUUCCUAUUUGUAUGAAUUCUGACACUAAUAGACUGUAUUUGAAGGAACAAGUGUACUGCAGUACAUAUGAAUGCAUUAGCUAACUGUGUGCUUUAAUCAUAGAGGCUUUAUUAGUCGAAACCCUUGGACACUAAUGUUACGACAACAUUAGCAGAAUAACUGCUUCAUUGGGUGUGAAAUUCAAACAUUUUAUUUGCACGCUCUGAUGAAAGUGGUAAAAUGAUCUGUUUUCUGACGUGAAGCUUUGUUGACCUUCUAAUGGGUCUUUUUUAAAAGAGUAUCAUAGAAUGACAUCGGGGGGGAAUUAAAUGCAUCUUUUAACACAGAUUUUAAGGCAUAGUGCAAUUGUUCAUGAUUUGUUUUUCACUAGAAAAUGCUAAUUUGCAAUAUUCGUUUAUAUAUUCAUACUUAUGUCUUAUUUUAAGUUCUUAAAUGAAGUCACUUUUAUGUUUUGGAAUAAGACCAAUGUUGAAAUGAAGUCAUUUUGAGUAUAAUGUCUCACAUUAUAGACAUUGAUCAACACUGUGUGGGCUUGAAAACGUUAAAAGACAAUCACAAGAAUGAUUUUUGUCUUAAUGAAGGACUCUGCAUUAAUGUGCUGAAGUCACUGA
Molecule: messenger RNA, 2886 nt
Organism: Sinocyclocheilus grahami
Lineage: Eukaryota; Metazoa; Chordata; Actinopteri; Cypriniformes; Cyprinidae
Gene: cmtm4
Product: CKLF-like MARVEL transmembrane domain containing 4
Exons: 4
Coding region: 640-1266 (208 amino acids)
Cellular component (GO): membrane
Source: RefSeq, a predicted model, not a curated record